Astyanax mexicanus (Mexican tetra) is the source of this 2752-nucleotide messenger RNA. It is a transcript of the gene nfyc, whose product is annotated as nuclear transcription factor Y, gamma. Gene Ontology annotation, biological process: regulation of DNA-templated transcription. The record is from RefSeq and is a predicted model, not a curated record. Bases 211 to 1293 code for a protein of 360 amino acids. Lineage: Eukaryota; Metazoa; Chordata; Actinopteri; Characiformes; Acestrorhamphidae. Gene Ontology annotation, molecular function: DNA binding; DNA-binding transcription activator activity, RNA polymerase II-specific; protein heterodimerization activity. The transcript has 11 exons. Gene Ontology annotation, cellular component: nucleus; CCAAT-binding factor complex.
GAAAGGGGGGCUUUAGGUUAUUGCUUUCGGCUUUGGGCUCAGAGUGCAGCGCUGGACAGCCUGCCCCACACAGUCUUUUGUUUGCUUCUGGGACAGAGUGCCUGUGGACAAGAGACUUUUCCUGUCUGCCUCCGAAGGAGACUUCGGCUCCGAACAUCUGUCUCCUCUUCUGUCCGCAGAGCACUAUGAAGGGCAUGGGCAAAUCUGGAGAUGUCUGCAGACUCAUUCGGAGCAGGAGGGAGCGAUGCCCAGCAGAGCCUGCAGUCCUUCUGGCCCAGGGUCAUGGAGGAGAUCAGGAACCUCACUGUGAAGGAUUUUCGCGUGCAGGAGCUUCCACUAGCUCGCAUCAAGAAAAUCAUGAAGCUGGAUGAAGACGUGAAGAUGAUAAGCGCUGAGGCUCCAGUGCUGUUUGCAAAAGCUGCUCAGAUCUUCAUCACAGAGCUGACUCUCAGAGCCUGGAUCCACACCGAGGACAACAAACGCCGCACACUACAGAGGAAUGACAUCGCCAUGGCCAUCACCAAGUUUGACCAGUUUGACUUCCUCAUUGACAUCGUCCCAAGAGAUGACCUCAAACCCCCAAAGCGACAGGAGGAGGUGCGUCAGUCUGUUACCCAGGCAGAACCUGUGCAGUACUACUUUACUCUGGCGCAGCAGCCUGGGGCGGUGCAGGUGCAAGGACAGCAACAAGGCCAGCAGGUGGCCACCCCUACCGCCACCACCCUCCAGCCUGGACAGAUCAUCAUUGCCCAGCCCCAGCAGGGCCAGGUGUUGCAGGGGACCACCAUGCAGCAGCUACAGCAGGUGCAGGUAGCUCAAUCACAGGCUACCCCCAUCACGAGCGCUCCGGUGACCAUGCAGGUGGGUGAAGGUCAGCAGGUGCAGAUAGUGCAGGCGGCUGCGCAGGGACAGGCGCAGGCCCAGGUGGCACAGCCCGCAGGCCAGACCAUGCAGGUCAUGCAGCAGAUCAUCACAAACACAGGAGAGAUUCAGCAAAUCCCUGUGCAGCUAAACACCGGCCAGCUGCAGUACAUUCGCUUGGCACAGCCAGUCUCAGGAACGCAGGUUGUUCAAGGACAAAUACAGACACUUGCAACAAACGCUCAGCAGAUAACACAGACAGAAGUACAGCAGGGACAACAGCAAUUCAACCAGUUCACUGAUGGGCAGCAGAUGUACCAGAUCCAGCAGGUGACGAUGCCAGCAGGGCAGGAGCUGACUCAGCCCAUGUUCAUCCAGUCCACCAGUCAGACGGCCGACAGCCAGGUCACUACGCAGGUCAGCGCAGACUGAGGCUCAUCCCGCCCCCCAACACACACCCACCGGUCACCACCAGCGCAAUAACCGCACUGCUGCAGACCACCGGAAGGAGAGAGAUCCCCACCAUCAACACCAGUAUCAACACCUGCAUAUCACAUCCAUGACUUCCUGCUCACAACAGUAUAAUUCUUAAACUUCUCUAGUUACACUUACAGUACCUUUAAAUCCUUAAACCAGCUUCAGCUUUAACUUAAAUACCGUCCGAAAUGGAUUUCCUGCUCUAAACAGUUUCACUACUCCUGACUGUAGUCUAGGGUUCAUCCUCAUUAGUUCACUUCACUCUGCGUCCACCAAACAUCUGACCCUGUUAAUGAAGGAAUAAAGCACAGGCUGACUACUUAUAUCUCUCCAUUAUAGUCAGUCCAUGGACUAUCAUUGAAGAAUUAAGUUGUUCUCCUGCUAUGAAGCACUAAUGUGUCCCCUUACCCUACCUGGUGAACUCUCCUCCAUACUGACACCACAAAUGAUGAUCCGGUCUUCCCCGCAGUGUAGUUAAAGUGUAGUUGUUCUUGUUUUAUCAGUUUGCGUCUGGUUCUUUAGUGACAGUAAGGUUAGAAAGUUCUCUUCAGGAUUGUGGAUAUCUUCUCUGCCUUCAGUGUUUACAGUGAGGCCCAGGGGAACCUGCCUCUAGGCUUCGAGUGGUCCUGAAUGAAAACUAUCUAGGCUUAAACAAAAAAAAAAUGUAAAAACUUAAUUCCAACCUCAUCUCCAUUUCCCUUCUGUUGUUUCAUCAUGCCAUCUCGUGUGUAGAACUCAAAGUUAAUGACAAAAGCCAUAAUCUGCACAUCCUGUACACGAUUGUCUCUGUAGAUUGUAUGAUAACUGUUUGAAGUACCCUUCUAAUUGUAUUAGUUCUGUUUUACUAGUAUUUUGUAAAGUUUUUUCAUAUUUGCUAGUGUGACACUGCUGAAAGGGCUUCUUAUCGUUGGGUUUUCUACAUGCAAAGUGCAAAGCGUGUGUGGCUGAGGGGUUUGGUUAAGGGUGUGUCGUCCAUACGUGCGAGUGUGUGUGUGUGUGUGUGUGAUGGUAUGUGUUCUCUCUAGUGUUUGAUGUUGUGCAUUUAAAGCCUCUCUUUUUCUGGACCAGAUAUGAAAAAAUAUGUUUCUCCUCUCUUUCCUCUUUCCUCUCUUUCCUUCUCUCCAUCUGUGGAAACAGCUCCCCUGUUGCUAAUUGUACAAAACUGUUUGUUGUUGAAAUGAAACCCUUUUAUAUACACUUUUAAAAAACAGUUGUAACAAUCAAAAAUAGAUUUUUUGGGCGGAUUUUGUUUCUUUUUUUUUUGGGAAUGUUGUCCUCGCUGUUUGUUGUAUUAUUUUUGCAUGUAGUUACAACUGCCAGUAUGAUAUGCAAUCCAUAGGUACAGUUUUUUUUUUCUUUUUUUAAAUAAACGACUGGUUUGUGAGAAAAUAAAGUAAAAAAUCUACAUUGGAAA